Rubroshorea leprosula is the source of this 1123-nucleotide messenger RNA. Lineage: Eukaryota; Viridiplantae; Streptophyta; Magnoliopsida; Malvales; Dipterocarpaceae. The record is from the annotation of a GenBank genome assembly.
GUUCUCCUCCACCUCUCUUUCUGACUCUGUAGAAGCAUUUCUUACAGAAAAAACCAAAACCCUGUGAAAAAAAUCGCUAGAAAGGAAUUGAGCAACUCACUGAGUUGAGUUGAGUUGAGUUCGAUUCGCAUCAGAUCGUUUAGAAUGCCUCCUGUUGGUCCUCGAUCCGGUGAUGCGAUCUUCGCCAACAUUGAACGAGUGAAUGCGGAGUUAUUUACCUUGACUUAUGGAGCAAUUGUGCGUCAAUUGCUUACGGAUCUAGAGGAGGUCGAGGAAGUCAACAAACAGCUUGAUCAGAUGGGCUAUAACAUUGGCAUUCGACUGAUUGAUGAGUUUCUAGCAAAAUCUAGCGUGUCCAGGUGUGUUGACUUCAAGGAGACAGCAGAAGUGAUUGCAAAGGUUGGUUUCAAGAUGUUCUUGGGGGUCACUGCAUCUGUGACAAAUUGGGAUGCUGAUGGGACAUGCUGCAGCAUUGUUUUGGAGGACAAUCCCCUAGUAGACUUUGUUGAGCUUCCUGAUACAUAUCAAGGUCUCUACUAUUGCAACAUAUUAAGUGGAGUCAUCAGAGGAGCUCUGGAAAUGGUAUCAAUGAAGACAGAAGUCACUUGGCUGCGUGAUAUGCUUCGAGGGGAUGAUGCCUAUGAGUUGCAGGUGAAACUUCUGAAGCAAGUCCCGGAGGAGUAUCCCUACAAGGAUGACGAGUAACAUCUCCCACCUUGCUCACACACUUCAUGGUCCCUAUCUGCUAAUUUUUUUUCUUUAAAGAGUAGGAGUUUUAACUGCAUGCUCACUGUUAUCAUUCGGUGCCAGAAUGUUUUUCCUUUAAUAAAUUCUAUUUUCUUUAUACCCUGCUACAUUUUCGCCUCUGGCCUGACCUCUUAUUCUUUGCUUCAUCAACCAAUUCCGCCAGCACCCCCAUCCUUCGCUUUCAUAACAAAAAUGGGAUGUGUUUUAGGCCCAAAGAAAUGGGUUUAGUGUAUCCCGCUCAAGGGAGUCCAUGUUCAUCUUAUGUGGACUCUGUGUUAAAAGUAAGGACCACUUUGGAAGCUGUUUUAAAGGUUGAAGACUCAAUCCCCAUUUACCCCCUGUUCUUGAACGGAACUAAUAAUUCCACCACAUUAGU